This is a messenger RNA of Naegleria gruberi, 1089 nucleotides long. Its product is annotated as alternative oxidase. NCBI's taxonomy places the organism in Eukaryota, Heterolobosea, Eutetramitea, Acrasida, Naegleriidae. Bases 1 to 1089 code for a protein of 362 amino acids. Gene Ontology annotation, molecular function: alternative oxidase activity. Gene Ontology annotation, biological process: alternative respiration. The transcript has 3 exons. The record is from RefSeq and is a predicted model, not a curated record. Gene Ontology annotation, cellular component: mitochondrion.
AUGAAAAGAUUUCAUCUUGGCAGAAACUUUUUUCAUCAUUUCCUGCAAAAUUCAUCAGCAAGAGAAAAUAAAUUAUACAGAAGGAUUCCGAUACGAAUUGAUGAUAAUCAUCAGCAAAAUUUCCAAAAAUGUUUUUCUAUAAAUUUUAAUACAAAUCUUCAAGAACAAUCAUCGGAAGAAGGUAAUAAUAACAGAAAAAAAAAGGAAAAUCAAAUCAAGAGAAGGAAACUCUUUGAAUGGUAUUCGACUAGUCAUAAUCCAUUGAGUAUUGAUGCUCCAGAUUCACUUUUUAGGGAUCAUCAACAGGAGCUUUUGGAUAGUGUUGAUCCGGAUGAGGAAGGAUUGGAAGUAAAAAACACAAUAAUUAGAAAGAAGGAAACUGAUAUGAAUCAAGUUUAUGAGUGGAUGGAUCAUGGAGAAAGUGAAAUGUUCGGAUUCUUGAAUGAGAAACGAAUGGAACCAAGAAAUAGAACGGAUCGAUGGGCUCAAUGGUGGGCCAGAAGAUGUGUUGCAAGAAUUUUAAAGUUUUUAUUUGGAAGAAACAUGCUGAGGUAUUCUGUCUUUUUGGAAACCAUGUCAGCAACUCCUGGAAUGGUUGGUGGAAUGUGGAGACAUUUUGCAUCUCUAAGAAGUAAGCCAAUUGAUAGAUGUAAAAAGGAACAUUUAAGAGUUGGAGCAUUAUUGGAGGAAGCAGAAAAUCAUAGAAUGCACAUGUUAGUUCUCUUGGAAAUGACUCAUCAGAACAUUCUGGAAAGAAUACUCAUGGUUGUUGCACAAUUGAGUUUUUCACAAUAUUAUUUCUAUAUUUAUAGUUUAGCAGGAAAAACAUUCUCACACCGAUUUGUUGGAUAUUUGGCAGAAACUGCAGUGGAAAGUUAUGGAUUAGUUUUGAAACAAAUCGAUGAAAAGAAAAUUGCAAAUCCACCAGCACCGGAAAUGGCAAUUAAUUAUUGGAAUCUUCCUAAAAACGCAACUCUGAGAGAUGUAAUUCUCGCUAUUCGAAUGGAUGAAUGUAAACAUCGAGAAUUUAAUCAUGCUCUCUCAGAUGAAAUUUAUUUUGAAAAGGAAUCCAAAAAGAAUGUAAAAUAA